Molecule: messenger RNA, 540 nt
Organism: Cooperia oncophora
Lineage: Eukaryota; Metazoa; Nematoda; Chromadorea; Rhabditida; Trichostrongylidae
Source: the annotation of a GenBank genome assembly
UUGAAAGUGAACACUACACGUUUUAGAUUGUUCCUGUAUUUUCAGCAGAUUGAAUUAUGCCGUGCUGGCAGCAGCCGUUUUGAAAAGUUGACUAACCUGCAUGAUGUGCUCUCAGUUGUAGCUGCAGAACAAGAAUUGAAGCAGUUUGUUCACAUGUGCUCAAGGAAACUGGAUCACGAGGUUUCCAUUACCAUUGAGAGCCAGAAACUGGAUCACGAGGUUUCCAUUACCAUUGAGAGCCAGUUAGAGAGUGGGCCCCGCUGUUGUUUCUAUAUUGUUGAUAAUGUCAACGUGAAAACCUUCCGCACCUACGCCGUUUUUGUUGUGCCUCUAGGACGAGAAGGCGAGUGGAUAUUCUCGACAGAACAGGGUCGCAGAACAUUGCGCCAACAAGCUGAUAAGGAUCGCCUGGCAGUUGUGACGUUGUCGCGAUCUCAAACUUACUCGUCAUUGAAGGAAGUCCAGGAUGAAUUGGGCCCGUUCGCUACUAGGUUCGAUCCACGGGAGAAUCUCGGCCUAGUUGGUUUCAGUUUUCAAUAA